GGCCUGCAAGCCUGGAAAAUUUUGCAGGGCAGUUUCCCUGGACAGCUUUGCAGAGCUGUGCCAUUUGAAUUCAAGCACACACACACACACACACAUACAGCCACGCACUGUGCUCUCCAUUUCUGGCUUGCCUCCCAGCACAGAGAGUUGAGCUAGAGCUUGGGUUCACUUUUUUCUUCUCACUCUCCUCCCGGCAGCGACAGCUUCUCCAGGCUCUGCUAGUCGGGACUCCCAAGCAAGCAUGGCAGACACCCCUUUGCAAAUCAUUGAGCAGCCCGCUCCUUCCGAGACCUCCGAGGAGCAAGCGGCCGAGGAGCCGAUUAAAUCAGAUCAGAUCAAUGGCGUGAUGGUGCUAACCCUUCUGGACAAGAUCAUCGGGGCGGUGGAUCAGAUCCAGCUGACCCAGACGCAGCUGGAGGAGAGGCAACAAGAGAUGGAUAGCGCAGUGGCCAGCAUCCAGGGGGAACUGACCAAGCUCACCAAAGCACACACCACCACCAGCAACACCGUGAACAAGAUGCUGGAGAAAGUACGCAAGGUGAGCGUCAACGUGAAAACCGUCCGGCAGAACCUGGAGAAGCAGGCCGGGCAGAUCAAGAAGCUGGAGGUCAACGAGGCGGAGCUGCUGAAGCGAAGGAACUUCAAAGUCAUGAUCUACCAGGAUGAAGUGAAGCUCCCAGCCAAGCUGAGUAUCAGCAAGUCUUUGAAGGAGGCAGAGAAGGAAGAGAAGGAAGAGGAGGGCGCGGAGGUGCCCGCGGACGAGGACCAUGCAGAUGAGGACCGCAUCCAGCUCUCCUCAGAUGAGGAGGUGGAGGUUGAAGAGAUCAUCGAGGAGUCCCGGGCAGAGCGGAUCAAGAGAAGUGGCAUGAAGAGGGUGGACGACUUCAAAAAGGCUUUCUCCAAGGAGAAGAUGGAGAAGACCAAGCUAAAGACCAAGGAGAAUUUGGAGAAGACCAAACACAACUUGGAGAAGACCCGGCACAACCUGGAGAAGAGGAUGAACAAGCUGGGCACCAAGAUCGUAACCACUGAGAGGAGGGAGAAGAUGAAAACCUCUCGGGACAAGCUGAAGAAAUCCUUCACUCCUGACCACCCCGUCUACGCCAGGUCCAAGACGGCAGUCUACAAGGUGCCACCCUUCACCUUCUACGUCAAGAAGAUCAGAGAGGGCGAGGUGGAGGUGAAAGCCACGGAGAUGGUGGAGGUGGGAGGAGAAGAGGCCGAGAAUACGGAGCUGCUGAGAGAGGAGAGCCCUGAGAUGCACACGCUGCUGGAGAUCACGGAGGAGUCGGACGCAGUGCUGGUGGACAAGAGCGACAGUGAGUAGGACGGGCGGUGGCACGCGCUGAACGGCUGAACAUGUAACCUUUCACACUGCAAGAUCUCUCUUUGCCCCACGCGUCCCGGGAAACGUGUACCCGAUGUAUCAUUAUUCCUCUGGACGUCCAAGCCGAUCCCCCACUGUCCCGGACGAGGUGUCGUUUAUAUUUUAGUUUUAGCACACAGAGGAGUUAGGAAUACAGGACGGUUUUUCUUACACUCGUCGUGGAGACCAUUCCUGCUAGUGGCCCUGUGAGAGCUUGCUAGCCGCCAGGGACCCAGCUGGGAGCGUGCUAAAACCAAGAUAACUGCUGUACACCUGGGAAGAUCCCUCUUUGCAGCUCUCUGAGACCUGAGGUCUAGAAUGCUUUCUGCCUGGCAACCUGCCCAGCGCUGGAGAUCCCCCGUCUGUUUGUCAGCCCGAGCAGCCAUCCCCACAGGCAGCCGGAAGGGAAUGCAGGAGCCCAGCUGGCUAGUAGCAGCAGAGAGACAUUUCCCACCCCCGCCCGUAUGCCAGCUCCUGGGGCCAUGCGGUCUGGAAGGUCUCCAGUGGAAGGUGGAUCUCUGACACGUCUUAGCACGUGGCGAGGGAAGGGUUAAGCUGAUCCCAUUGGUGGGCAGAGCAUGCGUGAGGAUGGGCAAUGCCACGUCGGGCCGGGAGGGGCUCCCUGACACUUCCUGACCCCAGAGGGCUGAAACAGCUAACGGGCUGUUCUGGAGAAGCCAGUAUUGUGCACCACUUGGCUACCAUGGGCACCACAUUGUCUGGGUGGCAGCGAGAUCCCCUGGCAAUGCGGGUAUCCUACACACACACACAGGACCCUGCCACUGCUGCCCGUUACACCGCGGCCACUCCAGGCCUUCCUGGGACUGCCCCAGAGUCACGGAGAGCUCAGCAUGUGCCGCACGCUCCUGUGUGUGUCUGCAGUGCCCGGAGCGGUAACUGUCUGCCUGCUGGAGCCCAGAACCGCUUUGCUCCAGCGGGCUCACGGUCACCUGCAGGGAGCUGCGUGGAGUCGGGUGUCCCACCCCGUCACCGAGCCCCGUAGCAUGUGGCAUCAGCAGGCCGGGAGGUGCACGCUCACUGGCUGGGGGAGGGUGCAGGCUGGGAGUAGGACCCAGCAGGCCGGGAGGUGCACGCUCACAGGGGUGCACGCAGGGGCGCUGGAGGGCACAGCAGGCUGGGAGGUGCACGCUCACUGGCCGGGGGAGGAUGCAGGUGCGGGGUGCAGGCCGUGAGGUGCACACUCACUGGCCGGGGGAAAGGUGCAGGUGGGGGGUGCAGGCCGUGAGGUGCACACUCACUGGCCGGGGGAAGGUGCAGGCUGGGAGUAGGACCCAGCAGGCCGGGAGGUGCACGCUCACGGGGGUGCAGGCCGGGGUGCUGGAGGGCACAGCAGGCCGGGAGGUGCACGCUCACAGGGGUGCACGCAGGGGCGCUGGAGGGCACAGCAGGCCGGGAGGUGCACACUCACAGGGGUGCACGCAGGGGCGCUGGAGGGCACAGCAGGCCGGGAAGUGCACGCUCACAGGGGUGCAUGCAGGGGUGCUGGAGGGCACAGCAGGCCGGGAAGUGCACGCUCACAGGGGUGCAUGCAGGGGUGCUGGAGGGCACAGCAGGCCGGGAGGUGCACGCUCACAGGGGUGCAUGCAGGGGUGCUGGAGGGCCCAGCAGGCCGGGAGGUGCACGCUCACAGGGGUGCAUGCAGGGGUGCUGGAGGGCCCAGCAGGCCAGGAGGUGCACACUCACUGGCCGGGGGACGGUGCAGGCUGGGAGUAGGAUCUAGCAGGCUGGGAGGUGCACGCUCACGGGGGUGCAGGCAGGGGUGCUGGAGGGCCCAGCAGGCCGGGAGGUGCACGCUCACGGGGGUGCAUGCAGGGGUGCUGGAGGGCACAGCAGGCUGGGAGGUGCACACUCACAGGGGUGCAGGCAGGGGCGCUGGAGGGCACAGCAGGCUGGGAGGUGCACACUCACAGGGGUGCACGCAGGGGCGCUGGAGGGCACAGCAGGCUGGGAGGUGCACGCUCACUGGCCGGGGGACGGCCCAGGGUGCUGGAAGGCCCCGGGGGCGGUUGUGACUCAUUUUCAGGAGGGCUAGAGGAUGUACUGAUGCCACAGAAAGGGGACAGAGCCAGGAGGGCUCUUGGCCAGCCAGAGAGCAGUCUUGACAUGGGUCCGUGGGCCCGAUCCUGAGCAGCUGAGUCUCUGCAGGGAGUCCCGGCACGGCGCAGGCUCAGGGCCGUGCACAUCCCCCCAGGCUCCCCGCUUGCUGCCAUUCUCGCUUGCCUGGCUGGUGGCAGAUGCCCGGCGCAGUUCUAGGAUGGGGCACUGCUGCUUGAGCGCCAGCUUUCCUAUCCACACGCACCGCACUGCUUAUCAGGCUCCCAGCAGACCGGAGCGAGGGCCGCGUGUGCUGGGACUCAGCGUGUCUCCUGGCCAGCUGAGGUCGGCUUUGGGGCUGGCAAUUCCCAACCCCCACCCCUUUGCAGCCCCCCAGGUGGCAGGGGACACGGGGAGGUUCGGCUUGUGUUCAUCCUUCCCCUAGUUCAUACCCGCUGGGCACAGCCCAGCCCCUGGCACCUGCGGCCGCCGUCCUCACUGCCAUGUGACACACGGGAGAACAGAGGUUUGUUGUUAACGUAGCCACAAUAUAUAAACUUGCUUCUUUGUUAAGAGCAUUUUCUUUCUUAUUGCCCGUCCCACUCCCACCCCAGGGUCCUUCCCCUGCAGCAGAGCUCCCGCCCUGCCCAGGCCAAAGUGGGCAUGGCCCCAGCGGCUGGGCUGUGUGCCAGGCUCCCUGGUGGGUUCUGUCUAAGCAGCAAGGAGGCGUCUCCGGACCCCUGUGCUGCCCCCAGGGAUGGGCAGGAAGAGAUGGGGUUGGAUGGGCCUUUGCCAUGCUCUGCUCUUCCCUGCCAACCCCACGAUGGCACCACCACUGUGGGGGGAUGCCAGGCCCCAGGCAGUGGCGGUCCCUGGGGGGCAGGGGAGCCUUGCUUGCCUUCGGUUGGGAUCUGUGCUCACUGUUCGCCCCGGGCACCCCGCACAGCAGAUGUUCUGCAGCUCCCCAGCCCAGGGCAGGCCGAGCCCUCGCUCCUCUGCCUAGGGCCAUUCCCUCAGCAUGUGCGUGGGGACCAAGGCCUGGCCGCGCCCCGCCCUCCCGCUGCCCCCCCCGUGCAGCCCAGCCCGUGGCAGGGGAGGUGCCGGCUGGCGGAGGCGCAGGCAGGGCAGGGGGCUGUUCACACUCUGUCUGUUUCCUGGGGCCCGGCUAUUGUUUUUUACAGAUCUCUGUUUCUUACACAGAAGCAGUAGCUCAGAGUAAGCGACUCCCAGGGCACGGGCGGGCGCUGGGCUCGAGCAGCCCAAGGCCACCAGGGUUUGGGGCCGUACUAAGCAUCUCUGACCUCGGAGAGAGGGAGCAGAGCGCGUCCACGGGGCAAAGAGCGAGUCCUGGGCCCUCCCGUGCCCGAGGUGACGAGCUGGGGGCCAUGGGAGCUGGGUGGAGCUUUAUCCAUUUUCUAUGACUGCAUCCUGGUGAGCAGCCCGACCAAUAAAGUUUCUUUUCUAAAAGGCCAA
Mauremys reevesii (Reeves's turtle) is the source of this 4894-nucleotide messenger RNA. RefSeq names its product caveolae associated protein 1 (gene CAVIN1). Gene Ontology annotation, cellular component: caveola; cytoplasm. Gene Ontology annotation, biological process: termination of RNA polymerase I transcription; transcription initiation at RNA polymerase I promoter. The transcript is spliced from 3 exons. NCBI's taxonomy places the organism in Eukaryota, Metazoa, Chordata, Testudines, Geoemydidae. The record is from RefSeq and is a predicted model, not a curated record. The coding region runs from base 242 to 1327 and encodes 361 amino acids. Gene Ontology annotation, molecular function: rRNA primary transcript binding.